GCGUCGAGCUGUUAUUAAAGUACGCUCAUAUGUCCCGAACGCUUGCGCGGGAACGCACACACAGACACUGCUUUUCACUCUGAGCGAAGCGAGUUUAUCAUUUCACUCUCGUUCCUCGCGCUGGGUGGGAUUUUGGAGCGCCCCGGGUCUGACAGCUGCAGUGCGCAUGCGCCGAGGGCCCUUUCACUACCUGCCAGCGCGCUCCUUAUUUCACAUGUUGCCGCUCUCGGCUGACAAUCACUCGAUUUAAGUUAUCAGCUGCGGUCGCUUCACCAUGGUGAAGAGGAAAACAAAAAGCGAGCAGAGCUAAGGAGGAAGACGGCUCCUCGUUCACCCCUCCGACUCCAUCGAACGCUUUUUGAGGAUAUACCGAAGGAUGCGUCUGGGAACGUCGCUUUCGUGAAAGUUGCGCCCGGACUUGCUUGCGUUGUUUUUCCCCCCCGUUCCGAGGAAUGAAGCAGCGAGUUUAGAGCAACUUUUUCACGCCGCGUGCUUCCGAGUCGCUCUCUCCCGGCGGAUUUUUACCUGAGCAGGUAGAGCGCACGCCCGCCGUCAUGUCCAAGCCCAUGGAUCACGUUAAGCGUCCCAUGAACGCCUUCAUGGUGUGGUCCCGAGCGCAGCGGCGGAAAAUGGCGCAGGAAAAUCCCAAAAUGCACAACUCCGAGAUCAGCAAGCGGCUGGGAGCGGAGUGGAAACUUUUGACGGAGUCCGAGAAGAGGCCGUUCAUCGACGAGGCGAAGCGGCUGCGCGCGAUGCACAUGAAGGAGCACCCCGACUACAAAUACAGACCCCGGCGAAAGCCCAAGACUUUGAUGAAGAAAGACAAAUUCGCGUUCCCGGUGGCGUACAACUUGGGAGAGCACGAGGCGCUCAAAGUGGGCGGCUUACCGAGCGGAGCGCUUACCGAGUCGUUAAUGAGCAACCCCGACAAGGCGGCGGCGGCGGCGGCGCCUGCGGCGGCGAGGGUGUUCUUCAACCCCUCCAUGUCCACAAACCCCUACUCGUUCUUUGACCUCGGCUCAAAAAUGACAGAGCUUUCCCCGCCGUCGUUCCCGUACGCCUCGCCGUUGGGUUACCCGACAGCGGCGACGGCUUUCUCCGGAGCGGGCGCCGUCGGAACCGGCGCGCACACCCACACGCACUCCCACCCGUCGCCGGGUAACCCGGGCUACAUGAUCCCCUGCAACUGCGCCGCCUGGCCGUCCGCGGGGCUCCAGCCGCCCCUCGCCUACAUUUUACUACCGGGAAUGGGCAAACCGCAACUCGAACCGUACCCCGCGUACGCGGCGGCGUUAUGAGACUGCGGGAAAGUUUCCGCGCGCGCGAAACCAACGCAGCGCGCGCGGAGCACGGACGCGCGACCGUCACGCGCGUCUGUAUCACGAUCGAUGCCUUGACGUGAGGUAAAAACUCGGCGUGGAUACGAACGAGCGAAUCCUUAUCAAUGUGAAUAAAUCUACGAAAAGCCACCGCGCCGCACUAACCUGUUGACUCUGUAACUAGUUUGCGCGCGCGGAGAAAACCGGACGACGCCGUUCCAAGUGGUCGCAUUUUAGCUACAUUGAAAAACAAAAAAAAUACAAACAUUGUUUUGUUAUGAUGAAUUCCCGCGCGGGUUUUUUUUGUCCUCCUCCUCCUCUUCUUCUUCUUCUUCAAAUCAGUCAUGUUGCUGUAAAUGUGUACAGUUUUAUUAAAUCAUAUCUGGUUAGUGCUCCGAAUGCCGGACUAGAAAUCAGGUGUAUAUUUUGAGUUCCGAAUACUAUUCCAUGGAUGUAUGUAAUAUUUAUUGUUCAGUCAGUGAAACGACCCUAUCUGUUGAUCGCGGGACACGCCGUGUCCUUUGAUAUUUGCACAAAGGGAGACCACGAGCACUUAAAAGUGUAAUUUAUUCAAAAGAAACAACAUGCCCAAGUUUCUGAAAUUUCUAGGGGUGCUGGUCCGAUUCCACACCGGACGCGUUCGCGUAAGAAAAGCCGGUCCGUUUUUUUUUUUUUGCUUUUGUUUUUUUUU
Puntigrus tetrazona (Sumatra barb) is the source of this 2010-nucleotide messenger RNA. It is a transcript of the gene sox21b, whose product is annotated as SRY-box transcription factor 21b. Lineage: Eukaryota; Metazoa; Chordata; Actinopteri; Cypriniformes; Cyprinidae. The record is from RefSeq and is a predicted model, not a curated record. Gene Ontology annotation, molecular function: RNA polymerase II cis-regulatory region sequence-specific DNA binding; DNA-binding transcription factor activity, RNA polymerase II-specific. Gene Ontology annotation, biological process: anatomical structure morphogenesis; cell differentiation; regulation of DNA-templated transcription. The transcript has a single exon. Bases 555 to 1298 code for a protein of 247 amino acids.